UGGCAACCAGGGGGCAAAGGUCGUUUAGAGCCGUUCAGAGAUUCUUCAUCCUUAAAAAUAAGGAACUUUAAGUUAGCUGUAUUAGCAAAAUAUACUCCGAGUAAGUUAAUGAAAUACACAGACCUGCUUCAUGUACUGUAAGGCGGACAUGCAGAGCACAAAGAUGUGUGCCCCCGUGAAACAAAAGAAGAAAACUACCGGGGUCCUUAAUAGCUCAUCUCCUCGAUCAAUAAAUAAUUCAGUAUCAGGAGUUCCAAGCUCCAUCUUGGUUGGUGGCAGAAACAGCAUAGUCAAGCGUCUGGAGAGAGGCCACAAUCGGACUCCCAGAAAGACAGCUCGGAUGUUGGGCAGUGAUGGCAAAGAAAUCACUCCUCUGGCCAUGUUUCAAGCAGAGCUGGGAAUUAUGCCAUCCUCAGCAGGCAGAUUCUUUCUGGGUGAAACCUUUUUCAGCUCAGGAUCAGACCACAUGAAAUCCACCUCGAGCUUUACUGUGCACUCUUCCAGUUCAUUUGUAGGGAGCAGUCUACCAUCCAACCUGUCUGCCAUAGCAUCACUGACCAAUGAGUCUGAGGAUAGUUCUAAGAAACUGGACAUACCAAUCAACCCCCCGGCUCCAUGUGAGGUACUGAAGGAAAGAGACAUCAUUGAACAAACUUUGACGGAAGUGAUGUUGGAUGAGGUGGCAGAAAUCUGCCUCACCGAGACAGAUACCAUUUCACUGCUAGACAUACCAUCAAGCAUCUUCGUGACAGAGGAUGCUGAUGAUGCAGGAGCUAUUAAAGAGAAAAACAAUCAAUAUGCUGAGCUUUGCAAGAACAGAAUAGGCAAUGAUAACUAUUUUGAAGAAUCAGCACAGACAUUCAGUGGAGCACCAAAAGACAAACACACCCAGAGUGACAAAAUCGCCAAGAAGGAUAAAGGCAUGAUUGCUACUAGCUGGGACAUCUAUGAUUCCUUCUGCGAUCAAAAUAAAAGCCCUGACACUGACAAGGAUGACUAUACAGAGAGCACUGUGGGCACCUGCAAGGGCCAAGAGAGUGGAGAGAAGAGCGGGAGCAGCAGCAGCAGCUACACAGACAGUACCAGAGGCUCACAAUAUGAACUGGAAAUGUGUGGGAGCAGUUUAAAUACUGAGCCUGACCCACAGCUCAUAUUAUCAGAGUCGUUCCAACACAGCUUAUUUGUAAUGGAGAGGAUCAUUGCGGGAAAGAUAUUUCAACCCAAGCUAGCUGCUUAUAGACAGCUGCCCAUGCUAGAAGACCCUGACAACAUAGUGAAGCCUGGGACUGAGGAGCAGAGCGAGGAGGGUGAGAAGAGCUCAUCUCCAACUCUGGAAUAUCUCUGGGCUUUCAGUUGCGAGCUCACCAAAGGACGCAAAAUUACCAGCAUGGCAUGGAACAAGAUUAAUUCGGAUAUCCUGGCAGUAGCCUAUAGUGACUGUGAUCCAAGCAACUACAAACCAAGUCUGAUCUGCUGCUGGUCCCUCAAAAACCCUAUGUGGCCAGAGCGUGUCUUCCAUUGUGAUAGUUGGGUCACAUCGCUGGACUUCUCGGCCAUCAACCCUAGCCAGCUGGCUGUGGGGAUGUACAACGGCACUAUAGCCAUCUACAAUGUCCAGAGACCAAACAACAACGCAUGUAUCACCGACAGCAGUAAGUGCUCUGAAAGGCACCUGCAUCCAGUGUGGCACGUCAACUGGAUCAAAGAAGAUACGUUAUUUCUGAGAGAGGGCGGUGCAGAGGCUCUCAUCUCUGUGUCAGCAGAUGGCAGGAUUACCAGGUGGUCCCUCCAUAACAAUGAUCUUGACUGCAGAGACCUGAUGGAACUAAAAUCCAAUCAGCACACUAAGAAGAAGAAGAAGAAGGCUGCCGGAGCCAAGACAAAGACAGAGUGUUUUUUGUUAGUAUUGACCCGAGGUCUUUGUCUGGACAUACAUCCAACAGAUUCCUGUAUCUAUCUGGUAGGCACAUCUGAGGGCCUCAUCCACAAGUGCUCCCUCUCCAAUAGUCAGAAUGUCCUGGACACUUACCAGAAAGACCUUUGUCCUGUGAACCACAUCAAAUGGUCUCCAUUUAGUUCUGAUGUGUUCCUGAGCUGCUCCUCAGAUCAGAUCCACUUGUGGAAGCAGAACCACUUCACCCCUGUGUUUAGCUUCACAUCCACCCAGGAGGUCGUGAAAACCGUCAGCUGGUCCCCAAAUUGGCCUGAAAUAUUUGCCGCCAUUAUUGGAGGACAAGUGGAGAUCUGGGACCUGGAUUCAAACAUUCUGGCGCCAACGAUUGUACACCGUGCUGCAUCUGGAGUGAAGCUCACAUCCCUGUUGUUUACCACAGGGACAGACUGUAUCUUGGUAGGGGACAGCGAUGGGCAAGUUACUGUCUACCAGCUAAAGAAUCUAAGUGUGGGCAAAUGCAAGAAGGUCAACACUUUGGACUACAUCAUUCAGCACAUUUAAAGAGUAAAGAGAAGCAUCAGCAUAACUCAGUUGUAUUACCACAAAUCAUAACAAAAAGAAAAGAAGAAGGUUGAAUUUCUUUGAUAAUCUCUUCAAAGUUAGUCAAAAAUUAAUUCAUACUUCAUUUACAACAUGCCCAGAAGUGUUACCCAGACUGGAUAAAAUUAAUAAAAUGUUGUUAUGUAAUUUAAUGAA
Acanthopagrus latus (yellowfin seabream) is the source of this 2650-nucleotide messenger RNA. Its product is annotated as dynein intermediate chain 4, axonemal-like. Lineage: Eukaryota; Metazoa; Chordata; Actinopteri; Spariformes; Sparidae. The coding region runs from base 131 to 2455 and encodes 774 amino acids. Gene Ontology annotation, cellular component: axonemal dynein complex. Gene Ontology annotation, biological process: cilium movement. The record is from RefSeq and is a predicted model, not a curated record. The transcript has 17 exons. Gene Ontology annotation, molecular function: dynein heavy chain binding; dynein light chain binding.